Drosophila elegans is the source of this 961-nucleotide messenger RNA. RefSeq lists its product as uncharacterized. The record is from RefSeq and is a predicted model, not a curated record. The coding region runs from base 181 to 960 and encodes 259 amino acids. The transcript is spliced from 4 exons. NCBI's taxonomy places the organism in Eukaryota, Metazoa, Arthropoda, Insecta, Diptera, Drosophilidae.
UUAUUAUCUUACGUUAUUUAAAUGUAUUUUAAAUUUUUCUCCGAGCAGCGUUUCGCUUGGAGAGAUUUUGAUUUUGACACUGAUGAGCGAUAACGAAAUCCCUGGAAACUUUUAAUGCCAGCACAAGUUUCUGUUUCUGUUUCUGUCCGACUGCCAGUCAAUUUGUAGCAUUUGAAUAAAAUGGACGCAGCUUAUGUGAAGUUUAUGAUGUGCCAGUGCCUUGUGAAUCGGGCAGACUGGGGCUUAGCCGUGGGUUGUAUGAAUGUCGUCUACUCCUUCUUCCUGUUCCAGUUCUGGGUGGUGGAGCUAGUCAAGUCACUCGAGAAUUAUCCCGUCAAGUGGGUCUUGUUGUAUGGAUUCAACGUGAUGUUUAAUGUGAUCACCAUGAUGAGGAUUGUGAAAAGGGAGAGUGUGUCGGUCUUCUACUGGAUGUGCGAAACAGCUGCCCUUUUAAUAUUUCGCAUACACCACCUAUAUUACAAUGAGGACGAUUUUUGGCUGGCCAAGAGCAACUUAUACCAUGCUUCUAACAUUGUUAUCGAUGUUUACACUGGCCUAUCGAUGCUGGCCAUGAUUUAUGUCAUAUGUGGACUGCGUUUGGAUCCAGACCGCCAAGUUCCCGACGAAGAAGAAAUGCUUGACCAUUGCAAAUUCGACCCUCAGGCAGCUGCCGCCAAAGCAGCUUCCCAAAAGGAAAAGGUCUUAGAAAGACCAUUGGUCAAAGAAAAAGAAGUGGAAAAAUGUCAAAAACUAGCUGAUCUCGUUGAGGAGAGAUCUUUUUCCAGUCAGGAAUUUACAAUGCCCUGCGAACCCACUGCUCCCGAAGAGGAAGUCCACGAGAUUCCGGAACCUUCAGCUCCUCCAGAAAGUACUUUUUCCUUCUAUGAGGAUUUCUCCUACGAGAUCAAUGAUUUUUGUGUCUGCAACGAUCAAGGAAAUGACAUAUCAUUGGAUGAAUAGA